AUGUCUCCAUGGAAAUAUGAUGUGUUUGUAAGUUUUAGAGGCGAAGAUGUUCGUAAGAAUUUCAUUGAUCAUCUAUUCAACGCUUUUAAGCAAUACGGAAUUCGUGCUUUUACAGACUGUAAUGAUUUGCCUAGAGGAGAAGACAUGUCUUGUCAAUUCUACAAAGCCAUUGAAAAAUCCAGGUUUCUGAUGGUCAUUUUCUCCAGAAAUUAUGCUUCUUCAUCAUGGUGUAUGAGGGAACUUGUGAAAAUUCUCAACUGCAGUCAAAAGGAAAAGCCAAAACAUGAAAUUCGAAUCAUAUUUUAUGAUGUUAAGCCUGAAGUGGUGAGGAAUCAGAUUGGGAGUUUUGCAGAAGCAUUUGCCAAACAUCAAGUAUCAAAUAGGGAAGAAAUAGAUGAAUGGAAGGCAGCUUUGUCCAUGGCCUCUGACUUAUCUGGAUGGGAUCUUAAUGAUAUGACUAAUGGGUUUGAGUCCAAAUUUAUAGAUAGGAUCUCCAGAGAUAUCCACAAAACGUUAUGUGAUGGGCCCAUGCACGUUGGCGAGAACCUAGUGGGUGUAAAUACUCGUGUCAUUAAACUGAACUUGAUGCGCUUUGUUGGGUCAGCUAAGGUUAACAUGAUUGGAAUCUAUGGUAUCAGCGGAAUAGGAAAGACCACCCUCGCCAAAGCUAUUUAUAACAAAAUGUAUGCCUACUUUGAGGGAAGUUGUUUUUGUGAGGAUGUCGCAAAACGACAUGACCCAACUCAAGUCCAAAUGCAACUUAUCAAUAAGAUCAUGAAAAAUGAAGAUGUGAAGAUACUCGGUAAAAGUGAAGGAGUCGAGGCAAUAAAAAAGAGGCUAGCAUGUGAACCGAUCUUGCUUGUUUUGGACGAUGUGGAUCAUCGCGAUCAGAUAGAAGCACUAGCAGGUUCACAUGACUGGUUUUGCCCAGGAAGUUUGAUUAUUUUCACUAGUAAAGACAAACAGUUGCUAAGAUCUCAUGGAGUGGAAAUAUAUGAAAUGGAACUUUUGGAUGCCCUUGAAGAUACUAAGCUUUUUUGUUUGAAUGCUUUUGGGCAAACGCAUCCUACACAUGAUUUCAAAGAGCUCACCUGCCAAGUUGUGAAAUAUCUGCAGGGGCACCCUUUGGCCCUCAAAGUUGCUGGCAGUGCGUUGUUUAAAAAAUCCGAGUGUGUGUGGAAAAGUAAAUUGAAAAGCCUUAGGAUGUGUCUUGAUUUGGAGAUACAUCAAAAGUUACGACCUAGUUAUGAUUUGCUAAACUUUGAUCAGAAAAGAAUCUUUCUUGAUAUUGCAUGUUCUUUUGUAGGGGAAAAUAAAGAUCUUUCUGCAAGUGUACUAGACGACAUUUGUUGUUUUCCGGAUGUUAAUAUUGAUGUUCUAGUCGAUAGAUCUCUAAUUACAAUAUCUCCAUAUGAUUUCUCAUUACAAAUGCAUGAAUUGAUUCGAAGCAUGGCAAGGGAAGUUAUACGUGAAGAAUCCGACAGGCCUAUCCGGUUGUGGGGUCCUUCAGAGAUUGACGCUGUACUUGGUAAAAACAAUGUAACAUUAAAAGCUAACGAAGUUGAAGUGCUUGUUCUUUUGUUAGAGAACUUUACUAAAACGGUUCAUAUAAAUUGUAAAGCUUUUGCAAAGAUGGAAAAAUUACGGAUCCUUAAAAUUUUUCAUCCAGAACAAGAAGACUUGGGACAACCAUUUCAAUAUAUCAAUAUAUUGGCUGACUUCAAAGUGAACUUCUUAGGGAGUUUGGAUUUUUUGUCCAAUGAUCUAAAGUUGAUUUAUUGGCAUGGAUAUCCCUUCAAGUUCUUACCUUCAAGCUUUUAUCCCAAGAACAUUGUUGCCAUUGACUUGUCUUACAGCAACAUCACAAGUUUUUGGACAAAACCUGAGUGUUUUACAAGGUUGAAAGUGAUGAAGCUAAGGCACUGCCGUAACCUAACAGCCGUACCUGACUUCACAUCGAUGACUAAUCUUGAAAAUCUAGUUCUUGAAGGUUGCGUGAAUUUGGUUAGGCUUCACCCUUCAGUUGGAAAGCUCAAGAAACUUGUUACGUUAAAUAUGCGAGACUGUAGAAAGAUGAGGAAUUUCCCUUCCGAAGUUGAAAUGGAUUCUCUUGAAAUCCUGAUUCUUUCAGGGUGCGUAAAUCUGGGUAACCUGACUCAUGUUAAGGGCACUCUCAAAAGUUUGGUGAAACUUUAUGCGGAUGAAACGGCCAUAACAGAAUUUCCUUCUUUCAUAUCAUCUUCAACCGACCUUCAAGUACUAGUGAUUGGUAAAUAUCAGCAGAUCGGGUAUUCUACAUGGUGGACAUCAAUCUUCCAAAAGCAACCUCAAAGUUUGGUGUCGUCUUCUUUGGCAAGUUUCCGUAUGCUUACAACGCUAAGCGUUCGCAACUGCAAUAUAUCCGAAGUGUGUCUUGACAUUAAAGCCUUAUUAUGUCUAAGAGAAUUAGAUUUGAGUGGUAACAUUUUUACUAGUUUGCCUCUAAGUUUGAGUAAACUUUUAAAUCUUAGAUUGCUUCAGCUUACUGGCUGCAAGAAGCUGAAUGUGUUGCCGGAACUUCCACCAAACAUUGAGGAUCUUCAUGCAUUUGAAUGUAUCUCCUUGAUACAAGAUCCACCGUUGGAUCACCCACACCCUUCUCUUUAUUGUUAUCUCACUGGUUGUCAAAUAAUGUUUGGGAAUCAGAAUACUGAUAGGCAACGACUAUCUAUGUCGGGGACUACAGACCAUCUUUCUUUUUGCUUGGAGUAUUUGUGCAUCCGAGAUAAGGUACGUAAAUUUUUCAGUGGAAAUGGUUCCUCAAGCAAGUCUAAAAAAAAAAUGGGGAUAAUAGUAAAUGGAAAUAGAAUUCCCGAGUGGUUUACAAAUAAAACUAGGACAAGCUCUAGUCAUGAUGUAAAGGUGGAAUUACCUCCAAAUUGGUGCAACUCUAAGUUCAGGGGAUUUGGAAUUUGUGUUGUAUUCAAGCCAACGAUGAGGUCCCAGCGUGAGCUACUAGGAUACUCUGUAAAGAACUUCGAUGGAGUCUUUAUAGAUGGUGUCCCACCAAUUUAUUCUACUGGGGAUGAUGAGGUAAAUAUCAUGACAUGGUUGCAUUUUAAGACAUGUAACUCGGAAUGGAAAGAAGCAAAGAAUUUUGUCACGUUUUCAUUCCGAGAUGAAGAUAUUGAGUUGAAGGAGUGUAGUGUAAGACUUAUUUGUGAUCAACAGCAAGAUUUAAAAGAAGAACAAGAAACAGUUUUAGACAUCAUACAACAACUCCCACCUCAAUCUCUAUAUACCGGUCUCUUCCGGUUACUUGAUGGUUUUAAUGUUAUCGACUUCACAUGGUAA
Messenger RNA from Erigeron canadensis, 3333 nucleotides. RefSeq names its product disease resistance protein RPV1-like. Lineage: Eukaryota; Viridiplantae; Streptophyta; Magnoliopsida; Asterales; Asteraceae. The transcript has 4 exons. The coding region runs from base 1 to 3333 and encodes 1110 amino acids. Gene Ontology annotation, biological process: defense response; signal transduction. Gene Ontology annotation, molecular function: ADP binding; ATP hydrolysis activity; protein binding. The record is from RefSeq and is a predicted model, not a curated record.